UUACACGUCGCAUUACAUUUUCUUCCGUCACAAAUCCAACACCGACUGGCCAUCUGGAACUUAUUUUAUUCCUUCAAAAUUAUCAUGGGCAAAUUUUCUCCUUGUUUCUUGCUUUUUGUUAUAUUCACCACUUCAAAUAUAGUUUACGGUCUAGAUGAAAAUUCUGUAAAAGAAAAGAAAUGUUUCGAACCGGACCUUUCUUCUGUGGACCUUGAUUACGGUUGGGUGUUCUCCUUCAACCGAUGGUAUUUUACCCACAUGAGCAAACUCGACCUUUACAGGUCGGCGUGGGACACUUUACAAAAAAAGACGACAGAUAUCAAAGAAAAUGAAGUGGAAACGCCAUGCCUUUACGCGGAUUGGGAAGGGUUCACCCCAUCAAUGACUGGGUUCGGGGAGAAGACGUUAGAAUAUGACAUCACCCCAAAUUUGGACAACACCUUCAAUUUUGCUACAUCUUGGAGAAAUGGGGUCGGAGGGAAAAUGUCAUUGGUGAAAACAAACAACAAAAACUAUCUGCUCUUUGUCAAGUGUUGGGAUCAUGAUGACCAAAUGUCCUGGAAUGUAAUGGCAACCACUACCACUCUCGGAGAACAGGAGAAGAAAGAAAUUUACGACAAAAUUGAGUCACUUGGAUUUUCAAAAGAAUUUAUUUUCGAACAAAAGUUUGACACUUGCAAAAUUAAAGAGAAAAAGAGCGAGUUGUGAAAUGAAAAUGUGAUCCAAGAAUAAAAUAUAAUUGUGUCGUCAAA
Folsomia candida is the source of this 752-nucleotide messenger RNA. RefSeq lists its product as uncharacterized. Bases 85 to 708 code for a protein of 207 amino acids. NCBI's taxonomy places the organism in Eukaryota, Metazoa, Arthropoda, Collembola, Entomobryomorpha, Isotomidae. The record is from RefSeq and is a predicted model, not a curated record. The transcript has 3 exons.